AUGGAUGUUCUGUCGAUCAUAAAGCGUAAUGGUUCCUACUUGUGGGAAUAUGUUCAGGAUAUUAUUGAAGAACCGAAACGACAACGUCGGUUGAUCAUGAUUAUUGUUUGUGUUGCAUUGCUACUUGAUAAUAUGUUGUACAUGGUCAUUGUACCGAUUAUACCAGAUUAUUUACGAAGUAUUGGUGCGUGGACACCGCGUAGUAAUGCGUCAAAUUCAUCAAUAAAUGUGAAUGAUGAUGAUGACAGCGAAGAUGUUGCAGUUGGAACAUUAUUCGGUUCAAAAGCUAUCGUUCAAUUAAUUGUUAAUCCAUUUAGUGGUGCAUUUAUAGAUCGAAUAGGAUAUGAUAUACCAAUGUGUAUCGGUUUAGUUGUCAUAUUUCUCUCAACGUCAACAUUUGCUUUUGGCAAAUCAUAUGGUCUUUUGUUUCUGGCACGUUCAAUGCAAGGUGUUGGCUCGGCAUUCGCUGAUACAGCAGGUUUAGCAAUGAUUGCUGAUCGUUAUCAGGAUGAAUCGGGGCGUAGUAGAGCACUUGGAAUUGCUCUAGCUUUCAUUUCUUUUGGUAGUUUAGUGGCACCACCAUUUGGAGGUAUAUUAUAUGAAUUUUUUGGUAAACGUGUCCCAUUCAUUGUACUGGCCAUGAUUGCAUUAUUGGACGGUGCACUGCUAUUUAUUGUUAUGCGUCCAACACGCCUUGCUGAUGCAUUUCAUUAUUCCCAUCGCAAUGCAAUAAACAAGCCUAAAGGUACACCCAUUUGGCGAUUAUUGGUCGAUCCAUACAUAGCCGUAUGUGCCGGAGCAUUGGCAAUGGCCAAUGUUAGUCUAGCAUUUUUAGAGCCAACAAUUUCAAUAUGGAUGCGUGAUCAAAUGCAAUCAACCGAAUGGCAAAUGGGUUUAAUAUGGUUACCAGGUUUUAUUCCACAUGUAUCGGGUGUUUAUUUAACAGUAAAAUUAAAUGAACGUUAUCCACAAUAUCAAUGGUUAUUAGCUGCUGUUGGUCUAUCAUUACAAGGCAUCAUGUGUAUAUUUAUACCAUUUUGUAAAGGUUUUGGUUCGUUGAUGAUUCCAAUCUGUGGCAUUUGUUUUGGUAUUGCUCUAGUUGACACCGCUCUGUUGCCAACAUUAGCUUAUUUAGUCGAUGUACGACAUACAUCAGUAUAUGGUAGUGUUUAUGCCAUUGCUGAUAUAUCCUAUUCACUUGCCUAUGCCAUGGGACCUAUUGUUGCAGGAAGCAUCGUUUAUGCAACGAAUUUUUUGACAUUGAAUAUUCUGAUAUUUCUUAGUAAUAUUGCCUAUGCACCCGUACUUUACAUAUUGAGAAAUUUUUAUCAGUAUAAACCAAUGGAAAAUACCGAACUCAAUAAUUUCGCACAUAAUGAGGUAAAUAAUGUUGAUUCAAAAUAUAGUACAACCUAUCAGGGUUCAUCGUAUACAAAUAAUGAUAACGUUGUCAUCAAUCCAAAUCCGUCGCCAUGGUUUGCAGGUAGUAGUGGUGGAUCAUCAUCAUCACAAUUUCAAACACAAUUUCCACAAUUAAAUGUAGGUCAACAUGGAACCGUUCAGUAUAUUAAACAGACAAAAGGUUCUCAUAGAGACACAGCGAAUUUAAUCGAUCAUAUGGAAGAAGAUCACUACUAG
This is a messenger RNA of Didymodactylos carnosus, 1638 nucleotides long. The record is from the annotation of a GenBank genome assembly. Lineage: Eukaryota; Metazoa; Rotifera; Eurotatoria; Philodinida; Philodinidae.